AUGAUUGACUACUCAGACAUUUCCGGCCAGCCUCACGGAUCCGCUCCAACACGGCCUUCAAGUAAACUACGUGCUCUGGUUUCGAAUUGCUGUACACAACGAUAUCGUCUCCGCAACGGCAAUAUGCUGGAGUCCUUUCGUUACGAAGCAGCAACCGCCGGAAUGU
Messenger RNA from Opisthorchis viverrini, 166 nucleotides. RefSeq lists its product as hypothetical. The record is from RefSeq and is a predicted model, not a curated record. The annotation marks the transcript as partial. NCBI's taxonomy places the organism in Eukaryota, Metazoa, Platyhelminthes, Trematoda, Opisthorchiida, Opisthorchiidae. The transcript has 2 exons.